AUGUCCACGUACGUUGCUCCAAUUAAAAUUACUAAUGGUGAAUUAUCUGAAGAAUUUAUCGAUAAAUUUGAUACUUUCUUAUUCGAUUGUGAUGGUGUUUUAUGGUUAGGUACUCAUCUAUUACCUUCAAUUACAGAAACAUUAUCAUUAUUAGAAUCUAAGGGUAAACAAUUGAUCUUUGUCACAAACAAUUCGACUAAAUCCCGUAAAGCUUAUACUCACAAAUUUGCUGAUUUUGGUAUAACAGUUAAAGAAGAACAAAUAUUCACUUCUGGUUAUGCAUCUGCAAUUUAUGUCCGUGAUUUUUUGAAAUUACAACCUGGUAAGGAUAAAGUUUGGAUCUUUGGUCAAAGUGGUAUAAGAGAAGAAUUAGGAUUAAUGGGUUAUGAAACUUUAGGUUGUGAUGAUCCAAGAUUAAAUGAAAAGUUCGAUGCUAAGACUUCUCCGUUCUUAAAAGAUGGUCUAGAUAAUGAUGUUAAAUGUGUUGUUGCUGGUUUAGAUAACGAUAUCAAUUACCAUAGACUAGCUAUUACUUUACAAUAUUUGCAACAAGACGGUGUUGCAUUUGUCGGUACUAACGUCGACUCCACAUUCCCACAAAAGGGUUUAAUUUUACCAGGUGCUGGUUCCAUGAUUGAAUCUGCUGCUUUUGCUGCCAACAAAAGACCUGCAUACUGUGGUAAGCCGAACAUGAACAUGUUGAACACCAUUAUCAGUGCGUUUAACCUGAACAAGCAAAAAUGUUGUAUGGUUGGUGACAGAUUGAACACAGAUAUUAGAUUUGGUGUUGAAGGUGGACUAGGUGGAACUUUAUUGGUUUUAACCGGUAUUGAAACUGAAGAGAGAGCUGUUACAAAGACCGAUGAAUAUCCAAAUCCAAAAUAUUACAUUAAUAAGUUAGGGGAUUUGUACGAAUUUACACAUUAA
Molecule: messenger RNA, 927 nt
Organism: Tetrapisispora phaffii CBS 4417
Lineage: Eukaryota; Fungi; Ascomycota; Saccharomycetes; Saccharomycetales; Saccharomycetaceae
Gene: PHO13
Product: 4-nitrophenylphosphatase
Exons: 1
Coding region: 1-927 (308 amino acids)
Molecular function (GO): phosphoglycolate phosphatase activity; alkaline phosphatase activity
Source: RefSeq, a predicted model, not a curated record